Chenopodium quinoa (quinoa) is the source of this 1865-nucleotide messenger RNA. Its product is annotated as inositol 1,3,4-trisphosphate 5/6-kinase 4-like. NCBI's taxonomy places the organism in Eukaryota, Viridiplantae, Streptophyta, Magnoliopsida, Caryophyllales, Amaranthaceae. Gene Ontology annotation, molecular function: ATP binding; inositol-1,3,4-trisphosphate 5-kinase activity; magnesium ion binding. The record is from RefSeq and is a predicted model, not a curated record. Gene Ontology annotation, biological process: inositol trisphosphate metabolic process. The coding region runs from base 156 to 1670 and encodes 504 amino acids. Gene Ontology annotation, cellular component: cytoplasm. The transcript has 12 exons.
UAUUGUUGCAUUUUUUAAAACAUGGUUUGUGCUCUUGGUCGGUCCGCCCAUGAGGUCUUAGAAUCUUAUGUAGCGUACGAAUUUCCGGUCCGGUAGACUCCAUUCUCUCUCUUCUUCCGAGUACCAAUUUGCAAACAAUCAGUAAGAGAGAGAAAAUGGGUGGUGUGCGAGCACUGAUUUUGGACGCUUCAAUUCUUCUUGCCGAUGACUGCGAUGGUAAUGCCGCUCCUACUCUUCGUUCUGGUGCUGAUUUCCUCUUUUGCGCCCUCCAUUUUUCCCAAUUCCGUAAGGGAAUUCUUUUCGGAGAGGAUCUUUCAAUCGAUAAGGUCAAUCUUCUAGAAAAGAUGUCAGAAGUAUAUUCAUUCGAUUGUUUUAAAGUCAGUAUUUCUGCUGUGGAAGUUCUUAUGAAUGAAAUUGCUGUAGCUUGGGAUGAUGUUGGAAAAGAUGUUUUGUUUGUACUCUCCAGUAAGAAAGUGGAUCAUUGUCUUAAGCUAUACGAACGUGGGUUUUUACUAAGUAUACUUGAUGUUGAUACUGGAGGCGAUACAAAAAAGCAUCCAAGUGCCCAUUAUGUCAAGAAACUGGAAGAGCUUCCUUUGACUUUGUGCUGCUUGAACAAAAAGGUAGCUUCCAAAGAGGCUAUAACAGUUGGCUACUGUAUGAAGCCCUCCCGGCAAGCAGAUUUUGCUAAGAGAGGUGCAUUUCCACUGUAUUCAAUCCAGCAUGAUUUGAUGUUUCUGCCCCUCAGUUACGAUCUUUCCAUACCAUUGCAGCUGCAAGAAAUUGAUGUAAUACUUCAUAAAGCAACUGACGAAAUUUUAUCUGUUGAGCUGAACUUGUCACUUGCCCCAAAAAUUACCUACACAAAUGGUAUGGAAGAAUUGAGAAGGACCUUGCCGAGUCAUCCUCACUGUUGUGUUAUUGAUCCGUUCAAUAAUAUCUAUCCUGUUUUGGAUCGGCUCAAGAUCCAAUAUCUUCUACUUGGGUUGGAGGAUCUGAACAAGGAAGGCUUCUCAAAGAUUAGGGGUGCCCAUUUUCUCAAGGUUGACAGUUAUAAUGAUCCUAGUUUGACAGAUAAGCUAUUGGAGGCUAAGGUAUCCCUUCCAAGCAUAGUGAAACCUCAAGUUGCGUGUGGCGUAUCAAGUGCUCACAGUAUGGCAAUCGUCUUUAGUUUAGAAGAUUAUAAGGAACUCCAGGUGCCGCUACCGGCUGUAAUUCAGGAAUAUGUAGAUCAUUCAUCCACACUAUUCAAAUUCUAUGUCUUGGGGGAGAAAGUCUUCCAUGCAGUCAAAAAGUCUACACCUAACGGAGAUGUGUUGAUGAAAUUGUCCCAAGCAAAUCAGUUAAAGCCUCUAGUGUUUGACAGCUUGAAGUCCCUACCCACUGCCGAAAAGAAUCAGUUUGGAGAUGAAGCUGUUGACCUUGAGCUUGUAAAAAAUGCUGCAAAUUUGCUUAGGGGAAAGCUUGAUCUUACCAUCUUUGGCUUUGAUGUAGUUAUUCAGGAAGGUACUGGAGACCAUGUGAUAGUGGAUGUAAACUACUUGCCAUCAUUUAAGGAAGUACCGGAUGAUGUAGCAAUUCCUGCAUUUUGGGAUGCUAUCAAAAACAAGUUUCAGGAGGUACAACAGACAAUAAGCCAACCUCAGAAUGUCGAUACCAAAGAAACAUGAAUCCUAUAUAUGUGAGUCCUGCAUUUGGUCUACUGGAGGUCUCCAUAUUAAUGGUAGAGCGCUGUUAAGUGAACAAAUCUGUAAUGUUUGUGCUUGUGCUUUUUACCUUUAGUUGCAACAUGGGUGGAAUUUUGGAUGUUGGUGAAGCUGUUGAGGAAAUUUAUUUCUAUAAUGGUGAUUUCAUGUUUGGUAUUA